UCAACCCGGAACAAGGAUUUUCCUGACAGCUUCAUCCAGUCAGUCCAUGGCUGAUCAGCAUGAGUCCAUCGAUCUCAGGUCUCCUCCAGUGGACCCGUCAGCAGAUGCAGCACACAACUGGUUCCCUAAACCCCCUCCACCCAUGUACACCUGCACCCUGACCCCGGAGCUGGUGGCUAAAGCACGGGAGGAGCUUCAGGAGAAACCAGAGUGGAGGUUACGGGAUGUCCAAGCACUGAGAGACAUGAUCCUGAAGGAGCAACCCAACCUGAGGACGAGGCUGGAUGACGCCUUUCUCCUGCGCUUCCUGCGGGCCAGGAAGUUUGACUAUGACCGCGCUCUCCAGCUGCUGCUAAAUUACCAGGGGGGGCGUAAAGCGUGGCCCGAGGUGUUCCAGGACCUGAAGCCGUCCACAGUGAAACACGUCCUGGACCUCGGCUUCCUCACUGUCCUGCCACAACCUGAUCCCAACGGAAGAUACAUCCUCUGUCUGCGGCCAGGGAAAUGGAAACCAAAUGAUUAUCCAUUUGUGGACAACGUGAGAGCCAUUUAUCUGACUCUGGAGAAGCUGAUUCAACCGGAGGAAACGCAGGUGAACGGUAUCGUCAUCCUCGCUGACUACACUGGAGUGGGAAUGUCACAAGCAUCCAAUCCAGGCCCGUUCCUCGCCAAAAAAGUCGUCAGCAUCCUCCAGGAUGGGUUUCCAAUCAGAAUCAAGGCCGUUAACAUCAUUAACGAGCCCAGGAUUUUCAAAGGCAUCUUCGCUAUAAUUAAGCCUUUUCUGAAGGAGAAGAUGGCAGAGAGGUACAUCCUUCACGGCUCAGACCUGCGCUCUCUGCACCGAAACAUCCCCCGCUCGGUUCUGCCUGAGGAGUAUGGCGGCACAGCGGGCCAGCUGGACAUGCAUGCGUGGUCCAGACUGCUGCAGGACUGUGAGGAGGAGUUCAUAGUGGAGUUCUGCCAGCCAGAUCCACUAGAGGGCGUGCUGCUCCCAGACUCCAUGAUGUUUGAUGGAGAGCAGGCUGGCGGGCAGGACGACGACACCUUCAGGGGGCUGCGCUCUCAGCUCUACUACUGCUACUGAGGCAGGCUGAGGCUGCAGACGCUCCAUCACCAAGAGGACUCUGUCUGUUUCUUUUGAAACAUCUGUGUUGACUUUUACAGGGCAAGUUGCCAAAAGGUAGACAGGAUUUAUUUUAGUAACAAAGCAGCACUAUUAGAGGUGGAUAGUGUUUUCUAG
Messenger RNA from Cheilinus undulatus (humphead wrasse), 1240 nucleotides. RefSeq names its product tocopherol (alpha) transfer protein-like (gene ttpal). The record is from RefSeq and is a predicted model, not a curated record. Bases 47 to 1084 code for a protein of 345 amino acids. Lineage: Eukaryota; Metazoa; Chordata; Actinopteri; Labriformes; Labridae. The transcript has 6 exons. Gene Ontology annotation, molecular function: phosphatidylinositol bisphosphate binding. Gene Ontology annotation, cellular component: membrane.